AUAAAGCGGGAGAGUGAAGAAAGAGGCGCGUGUGAGAGGGAGAUUGGAAAUGGUGUGUGUGCAGAAGAAGUUUGGUUUCGUGAAGUGGAGUUGAUUUGAUUGAUUGCCAUGGUUCGAGCGUCGGUGAAGUUGAGUUCGGCGAAGUUGGUGGUGAUCUGCGUGGGCCUAUUGGGUUUUGCUCUCGUCGCCGAUUUUCUAUGGGCCUCCACCUCUUCGACGCUUCUCACUUCCAAACCCUCCACAUUCGUCGUCCCUGACAACAAAAAUCACAAAAAUGCCACCGCUUCUGGAAGGUUCCUCGCCGCCGCUUACGCCGAUUUGGAUGCGCCCAACCUCCACUGGGAGAAGAUGGCUCCGUGUCCCGUUCCUCGCCUUGACGGAGCUGCCAUUCAGAUUCGCGAUCUCCUCUUCGUCUUCGCCGGUUACGGCACCAUCGAUUAUGUGCAUUCUCACGUUGAUGUGUACAAUUUUAGUGAUAAUACUUGGGGAGGGAGAUUCGACAUGCCGAAAGAGAUGGCGCAUUCGCAUUUGGGAAUGGUGACCGAUGGUAGAUACAUUUAUGUCGUCACUGGACAGUAUGGCCCGCAGUGCAGAGGUCCCACUGCUCGUACAUUUGUGCUCGACUCUGAAACCAGGAAAUGGCAGGAUCUACCUCCGUUGCCGGUACCUAGGUAUGCACCAGCAACUCAACUUUGGAGAGGUAGACUUCACGUGAUGGGGGGCAGCAAGGAGAAUCGGCAUACGCCCGGAUUAGAACACUGGAGUCUUGCUGUGAAGGAUGGAAAAGCUUUAGAAAAUGAAUGGAAGGCUGAGAUACCGAUUCCUCGUGGUGGGCCUCACAGGGCUUGUGUUGUGGUUGAUGAUCGUCUUUAUGUUCUCGGUGGUCAAGAAGGUGAUUUUAUGGCCAAACCCGGGUCACCUAUUUUUAAGUGUUCACGCAGACCAGAGGUGGUCUAUACUGAUGUUUACAUGCUGGAUGAUGAGAUGAAGUGGAAAACGUUGCCUGGAAUGCUAAAACCAAACUCACAUAUUGAAUUUGCUUGGGCGGUUGUAAAUAACUCCAUUGUCAUUACUGGAGGCACAACAGAGAAGCACCCUGUAACCAAGAAGAUGGUUUUAAACGGAGAAGUAGUCCAGUUUAACUUGAAUACUUUGAAGUGGUCAGUGAUCGGAAAAUUACCAUUCCGAGUGAAAACCACUCUAGUCGGAUUUUGGAAUGGAUGGUUGUACUUCACUUCAGGACAGAGAGACAAGGGACCUGAUGAUCCAUCACCCAAAAAGGUUAUUGGAGAGAUGUGGAGAACAAAAUUAAAACUCAAUGACUGAGCAAUUGCUGUGGAAUCUUUCAGUAGCGUCUUUCUCCAAUAGCAGAGGCAAAGAGGCCAAAACAUAGCACAUUCUUUGUCAAUACCAUAUUCAUCGUUGUUGUAAUUCUGAGAAUGACUGUAACUUAAUUUCACAUUGACCGUUGUAAUCAAUUUUUUACCACUCGGCUUUUGUAUUCCCCCAUCCUAUAUAUUUUUUGCUUUUCUAUUCAAGUAAAUAUUGACAAAACAAUUUAGUUUAUACCAAUUGUAAUUCUUAUAGGCUUAUUAUUGAA
This is a messenger RNA of Vigna radiata var. radiata (mung bean), 1600 nucleotides long. RefSeq names its product kelch repeat-containing protein At3g27220. Gene Ontology annotation, molecular function: protein binding. NCBI's taxonomy places the organism in Eukaryota, Viridiplantae, Streptophyta, Magnoliopsida, Fabales, Fabaceae. Bases 109 to 1326 code for a protein of 405 amino acids. The record is from RefSeq and is a predicted model, not a curated record. The transcript is spliced from 6 exons.